Messenger RNA from Physeter macrocephalus (sperm whale), 5280 nucleotides. It is a transcript of the gene CCDC12, whose product is annotated as coiled-coil domain containing 12. NCBI's taxonomy places the organism in Eukaryota, Metazoa, Chordata, Mammalia, Artiodactyla, Physeteridae. The record is from RefSeq and is a predicted model, not a curated record. The coding region runs from base 60 to 635 and encodes 191 amino acids. Gene Ontology annotation, cellular component: post-mRNA release spliceosomal complex; U2-type spliceosomal complex. The transcript has 7 exons.
GGGUUCGACUAACACCUUGGGCCUGCGCGCUGCGGGACGAGAAGAGUGGGGGCGGGGGGAUGUCUGCGGGCAAGAUGGCGGCUACUGCGGCCGGUGUGGGCCGGUUGGAGGAAGAGGCGUUGCGGCGAAAGGAACGGCUGAAGGCCCUACGGGAGAAAACCGGGCGCAAGCCCCAGGUGCUUGGGAACAAGCGGCCCCCAGGAAGGGGUCUCCUUCCCAUCACACACAGAAAUUGCCACCAGGCUGCCUGGUGGGAGCUGCCUGGCUUAGCGGAGAGCAUCUGCUUUGGAGCCAGGGAACUCAGGCUGCGGAACUAUGUCCCAGAGGAUGAGGACCUAAAGAAGAGAAGGGUGCCCCAGGCCAAGCCAGUCGCAGUGGAAGAGAAAGUGAAGGAGCAGCUGGAGGCCGCCAAGCCAGAGCCCAUCAUUGAGGAAGUGGACCUGGCCAACCUCGCACCCCGGAAGCCUGAUUGGGACCUCAAGAGAGAUGUAGCCAAGAAGCUGGAGAAGCUAGAAAAGCGGACCCAGAGGGCCAUCGCCGAGCUGAUCCGUGAGAGGCUGAAGGGCCAGGAGGACAACCUGGCCUCUGCAGUGGCGGCCACCACCACCGAACAAGAGGCUGGUGACUCCGACUGAGGCGUGCCCUAUCCCCUCGCCACCCGCCUUGCAGGCCUGUCCUUUAGGAUGAUGGUCUUGGGCAAGGGUAGGGGCUGGACUUGCCAUCACCUCCAGUUUGGCCUCAGAACAGUGACUCCCUGCCUAGCAGUCUGAACCCCACCCCUCCCCAUGCUGUGAGGUCGGCUCCUUGUCUCCUGAGUGGUCCCCACUGUGCUGAGUUGGGGCAGAGCCAGCAACAACUCUGUGGGCUUGCUGCAUCUCUACAUAUAUAUGUUAUUUUGAAUUUUUUUAAUGUCUGGAAAUAGAAACAAGCAGACCCCUGUGUAUGGCAGAAACCUACUGAAUAUUUGGGAUACUCUGGGUUUGGGCCCCAAGUCAGGGCAGCUGCAGAGGUGAUGUUUAAUAUGAGUAAGCCCUGUGUUGGGCUGAACAUGUUGAGGCUGGAGGGGUGGGGAAGGCCCAGGCCUGACCUUCUGGGUCCAGGUUCUGGUCCAGCCCUUGGUCAGCGGUGAUCAUCUCAAAAUCCUUGGCUGACAGAGAUAGGCCUUACAGUAGUUUGUGGGAUACCUUGGAGAGGCUCCCACCCUGGUCCUCUGUGGACCCCCCUCGCAGUGAGAAGGAAGCGACUGGGCCCAUGAAGGGGGUGAGCUGUGCCUUGGCAAAGCCUCGACUCUGGGCCACUACAGAUUUGGGGCCCAUGGCACUGCUCGUUCACAUUCCACCCACAGCCCCAGCAGCCCGUCUCCCCACUUCACCGGCCAGAGCUAGACGCUGGCUUCCCUGGCAGAGGGUGCCCGUAUGGGGGAGGGUGGCCCGUUCUGCUAAAGACUGGGGUAUUGUAGCCUGGGUUUCGGGGGUGGUCUUGGACCCUGGGUCCCCAAGGUCCUGGCUUUAGGACCGUGAGCCUCCUCCGUGGAGCUGACUCUCCAGAAUGACCAGCUGGCCACAAGUCUGCCUCCAGGUACCUGUGACCAUUUAGAGUUUCAUCUCCUCCAGGAUGAUCACACUUUUAAGUUUCCUUCAUGGUUUCCCCUUGAGCCUCCCGCCCCUGCCCUGAGUCAUCCCAGUGUGUUCCUCCCUCCGUGCCAGCUUCUAGGAACACAGUGGCCCAGCUCUGGUAGACGUGUGUGCACACAGACUGUCACUCAUACAAUAAAGUAAAUGGUUUAACUUAAAAUUAUGCAACUCCUCUAAGAAGAUAAUUCUUGGGAAGGGAGCAGAAACUGGCAGCUAUGAGUAAGGGCUGAAGUGGUAGGUGGCUGACUGCUGCGGUGGGACAAGGCCAGGACUGAUUCCCACAGGGACAGGGAUCAGACAUGCCCCACAGGUGUCAGGACUGGAGCCAGGCUCCCUCUGCAUAGCCAGGGUCUAGAGCUGCGCUUCCCUUCCUAGGAAUAAAGGGUGAAAAGAUGCCCCCACCUCCUGGGAUUGCAGUUGGAAGCAGGAUGUUUGUCUGUGGCAGUGUAGGACUCAGACACCUGUGACUGGCAACUAGGCUCCCACUCAGCUCCAGAGUAAGGAUAUCCCCACUGUAUGAGAGCCCAGAGAGUUAAUGAAAGGUUUGCUUCUGCAUUUACAGCCCCGUGUGCCCUACAGAACAACGGCCCUGCAGGGAGAGAGAAAAGCAAAAACUAUCACCCAUGAGGGACACUCAAAAAUUAUAAAAUGCAUGAGAAAAUCCAGUGCCGUAAAGAAUGGCCAGCAGCCCAACAAGUGGGAGAAUUUCUACUUGAAGAAAGUAAAACGAUAAUAUCCUAACAGGCUUUAAAAUGAGCAUUUGUUUUAUCACCAGUGAGAUCAAAGAGGGACUGACCCCCCUCCCACACACAACUCAAGAACAGGGAUGUGGUAUAAGAAACAACUGAUUAGAAAUCUUAGACAUAAAGAAUGUUUAUUUAUUUUUUAAAUUAAUUUAUUUAUUUUUGGCUGCGUUGGGUCUUCGUUGCUGCGUGCGGGCUUUCUCUCGUUGCGGAGAGCGGGGGCUACUCUUCGUGGCGGUGCACGUGCUUCUCAUUGCAGUGGCUUCUCGUGUUGUGAAGCACAGGCCCUAGAGUGCGUGGGCUUCAGUAGUUGUGGCACGCAGGCUCAGUAGUUGUGGCUUGCGGGCUCUAUAGUGCAGGCUCAGUAGUUGUGGCGCAUGGGCUUAGUUGCUCCGCAGCUUGUGGCAUCUUCCCGGACCAGGGCUCGAACCCAUGUCCCCUGCCUUGGCAGGUGGAUUCUUAACUGCUGAGCCACCAGGGAAGCCCAAGAAUGUUUAUUAAAAUAAGAAACUCACUGGAGGAGCUAAAUGAUAACUUAUAGUCAAAGAAGGGAUUAAUAAAUUGGAAGUAAAGUUGAAGAUCCAAAAGGUGGCAGAGAGAGAGAAAGAAGGAGAGAGAGGGGAUAGGUCGAGAACCCUGAUGUACUGGUAGCUGUCCUUUAGCUGAUAGGAAUUCGUUCGGGAAAAGAAAACUGGAGGAAAAAAGGUACUUGAAGAAGGAGUAGCAAUCACUUCUGUUUCUGGCAUCUCGGUAGGAUGGUUGCCUGAACUGAUCUUCCCUUGGAAAACAGCUAAAAAUACUAGGUAAAUAAGUAUUGACAAAUGCUUUUUAAAUGAAUCAGUGAUCUGGCAAGAAAGCAAGGAAUACUCAGGCCAAAAUGUAAGAGAAGCGGCAGAAUGCUGAAGCCUGACCUUUGCCCUGAAGGUAUUUGACAAGCCAGGUGAAAUCGAGCCUUGGUUUUGGAGGCCCUCAGUGCCUGGUGGGGCCCCAAAGGGCAGCACCCUCUGUGAACUAAUAAUCAGUCUGUACUCUUGGCAUCCCAAGGGGAACUUGAACCCUGCCAAUUACUGGAGUAGAAUAAAGUCUCCAUUGAGAACUGAGGCAGCCCUCCCUUAUGUGGGUUUGCACAAGAGAAACCUCAGGCCAAGAUUUACAGUGGUCCCAGAAUGUGGUGGUCUCAGACACUUGAUAGAAGGAAAUGCAGAUCCGACCUGAAUGAAUCUUUAUUCAUCUUAGUCCUCAAAGAAUCCCCACCAAUAAAGUUCCAAGAAAGAGGAAUAGCUUACAGAAAAGUUCACCAGAUAUACUAGGCAACAGAGCACUCAGAGCAAAGGACAUCAGAAAGAACAUGGUAGCAUGAGAGUUGCAAAGACUUCAGACAUUAGAAUUAUCAGUCAGAUAAUUUCAAUGUUUAAAAAUGAUUUAAGAACUAAAAGAGAAGCUUGAAAACCAGAAUAGAUUUGCAGAAGAACCAAAGUGAUGCUCUAGAAGUAAAAAUUAUUAUAGCAAUUUAAAACCUUGUACCUGUGAAUUAGAGCCAAAGAGAUAAUUUGUGAAUAGGAAGCUAGAUCUGAAGAGGUUUUCCAGAAUGCAGCCAGCGCGAUAAACAGGUCAGUAAUGUAAAACAAGAGGCUAAGAGAUAUGAAGGAUAGAGUGAGAAGAUCCAACUUGUGGUUGGAGUUCCAGGGGGAAAAAAAGGCAAAAAUGGGGCAAAGGUCAUUUUUGUUUUAAAUGACUGAACUUUUCAAAAUCACCAGUCCACAGAUUCGAGGUCGACAAUUCUCAAGCUGGGCAACCAAAAGACAUCUGCAGUCAAAUGUUCUGUCUCUUGUUAUGGGUGGUGUUUCAUUAGGUAUGUUCACUUUGCGAAUAUUCAUUGAGCUGUACAUAUAUGUUUUGUGCACUUUUUGUAUGUUCAUUACAGCUCAAUAAGCAAGUUUGCCUCAAGUUUUUUUCACACUUCGUAUUAAUUAUAAAUUGCUGCAUACAAAUUACCCCAAAUCUCUGUGGCUUAAAACAACAAAUCAUUAUUAUCUGACAGUUUCUGUGGAUCAGGAAUUCAGGAGUGGCUUAGCUGAGUUGUUCUAGCUUGGGGUCUCUUUGAAGUAGCCAUCAAGAUGUCCUCCAGGGCAGCAGGCAUCGCAGGGCUCGACUGGGGCUGGAGGAUCUGCUUCAGGACCGUUUCCACUCCCAGGGCUCACAGGAAUACUUAGAGAAGCAUCACACACACAGAGUUCUUGCCGCGUGGACCUCUCCAUAAGGCUUGCAUAAGUGUUCACAUGUGGUAGCAGCUGGCUUUCCCCAGAGUGAGCGAUCCCAGAGAUGAAGCAGGAGGAAGCUUUAGGGUCUUUUAUGACCAGGUCUUGGAAGUGAUAUUCUGCUACAGUCCAUUUGUCGCUGCGUCCAGCCCACACUCAAAGGGAGAAGAAUUAGGUUCCACCUGGAGGUGGAGUCUAAGAAUUUGUGGAGUCUUAAGAAUUUAUUUUAAAACCAGUACAUACCUGGACACAUUGUAAUAAAUUGUCAGAACAAAAAGACCAAGAAACAAUCUUAAAAUUAGAGAAGAUUAUAUUUUCUUUCAAAGAGCAAGCCCACAGCCAAUGUCUCAAACACAGCCGGUGUUAACUGGAAUGGUACCAUCUGGCAUCAGUGUUAACUGGACAAAAGGUAAUUGUCAACUUGAAAUUCUAUACCCAGAGAAAAUAUGUUACAAGUACAAAAUAUUUUUAGACAAAAUCAGAGGUUUUGUCACCAGCAGACUUUUAAAAAAAAUCUAUCUUGAGGUGAUGAAAAUAUUCUAAAAUGGAUUAUAUUGAUGGUUGUACAAGUCUGUGAAUAUGCUAAAAGCCAUUGAAUUGUACCUUUAAAUGGAUGAAUUGUAUGAGGUAUAUAUUAUAUCUAAA